GUAUUUGAUGACAAAUCUCUGAAAUGUUAUGGAAAAUAUUUUAUUUGCCGCCUAAAUGUCGCCAAAAAUUUAUCCUAAGGCGAAGACUAUCAGUAUAAGAGAAGCUGAUCUCAAAGAUGCUUUUGCACUUUUGAAUACGGCAGGUGCUUACGGCCAUAAUACCACAGAUGGCGAAAAAGCGUAAGAGGCAACAUGUUUGGCCUCCGAGAGCCACCAAGCAUUAGAUCUCAAGUACUUGUAACGUAAUGCUAAAAGUUUUCUACAAGUAAUUCACGUUUGUGAACAGCUUUAAAUAUAACAUGCAACUGUUGCAAGCUGACCUAAUAAAUGUCUAAAGUUCCUUCUUUUUUUUUUUUUCUUUCGCUCAACACGUGUUAUGUGCUAAAACGUGACGUCUUGGGUUUUUCGACGCUUUGUUGCCAUCGUCUGCUGCAUGUAAUCUCUGCAACUUUUGCCGCACAACACGGGCCUGUUCCAAGUUGCCCGCAAUAGUGGCGAUAUAUUUAAAGUUCUUUGGUAGCUGCGAUGGCACGACACCGAGCUGUAGUUUGAUGUAAGAUGCACCAUGGCUCUUCAGACCCAGCGCUACACGUUGGUCGGUUUCUCCAAGGAACUGGACCGGAGAUCUUUGCAUUUCGUCGAACCGAUUCCAGCGAACAGAAUAUGCAAAGUGUGCAGCCUGGUGCCGAGAAUGACAGCUUUUCUGCCAUGUUUACACGUAGUCUGCAAAACGUGCUAUGAGCAGUGCCAGCUUAACGACGACAACUUCUGUCCGCUCGAUGGCAACAUGUUCAGAGAAGACGACGUCGACUGGAGAGAUUUUCCUGCGGACGUUCUGCUCAGACGACAGGCCCGCGGUUCGCGCAACCUGGUUCCCACGGGCUGCAGUCUUGGGCCUCUACUAGCCAUCUUCCAGCCAAUGUUAUGCCGACACUUGGUAAAAUGCUGGAAUGAAGAAGCUGGUUGCGAUGUGGUCAUGGCUGCCUCCAAGGUGUACGAGCAUUUCUUCCAAGAAUGCGACUACCAUACCACGUCUUGUCCAAAGUGUUUGGCUGUGAUACCCUGCAAGGAUAUAUGCGCACAUAUCAGGAGCGACUGUACCGAUUAUACGGUGUCUCGCACGUCUAGAAGCCCGCAAGCUUCAUCCAGUGAUCCCGAAGCAAUGCUGAGAGCUUUGAACGCAAGUUUAGACGCGCGAGUCGGAGAAAUGAAAGACAGGCUAGAUGAAGUCCUUAGCGAGAGUAGCGCUCAAAGCGACCGACUAAGUGAGCUUUCACACUGUAUGAACACGAUCAAAGAAGCACUGUUACAGCCAUCGGCAAGUGGAGCUUGCGCAGUGCAGAGUGGUGUUCUGGAAACGGCUGCUGGUAUUGCCUCUGUUGGAGCAGUUAAAGAAAUGUUGACGGCACAAAGUAACAGGCUCCGUGAACUUUCUGGAAGCAUAAGCAGUCUAGGUGACACUCUGAGCAGAGCCGUGGAAGAUACGAAAAGGACCAGUCUGGAGAAGUUGGAACAAAAUAAAAAUAAUCUGUGUAUGUUGCGAGCAGAUUUUAGUGAACACGUUGCAGAAAACACUGAAACAUUGGAGGAAAUUUCGCAGAGCCUGAGGGAGUUCAAGGAAAUCCUUCUCGUAAAAGACCCGAAGCCCGCAAUAAACUUGACGACUUCUGAAACGUGCCUCACAAGUGGUGCUUCUGUCACUGCACCUAGAGAGAGAGAGGAACAAAGGGACCAGCGAACACCACUCCAGCACAGACAACUCGCCCAAGACGGGGUCAACACUCAGCGUUGCGACCUCAUUGUGAAAGGGAUAAGAGGGAUUAAGCAAUGUGUAAACUUAGACGGAUUUUAUGAUUAUAGUGGUGAAAGGAUGUAUCUUUCGGGCUAUCACCUACUGGGAGGCGUGAAAUUUGUUAAAGAUGAUGAGUCUGUAACCGUGCACGCUCGCCUUAAGCUGCUCAAAGGUGUGAACGACGACUUGCUCGAGUGGCCAUUCUAUCGGAGCUUGAAGCUGAGCGCCGUGCAUCCGUCGAACAGAGAAGAGCGCCAUUGUAUGUACCCUGCAUUUCGCAGUAUCACGCACUUUGGAAAGCCAGGACCAAUUGGCAACAAGGCCUUGUUUUUCAUAGAGCGCUCGUUAUGCUUGGAAGAUCUUGAGCGUGAUGGAUACGUGGUGAAUGACAAGCUUCACUUAGCGCUGGAGCUCGUUCCGCUUGUCGAGCAUAAAUGAGAGCAAUUUCAGGCCCUUUACAGGUCCCGCUGCAAUGUACGCUGCUGUCUGACAGCACUACCAAAUCCACUAACCAUCUGCCUUACCUGCGGCUGUGUUUCUUGUUCAGUGUUACUCCAUAUAAUAUUUUUGUACUGUUAUGCUGUAUUGUAUGCUGCAGUUAUAUUCUCCUAUGCACUGUUAACACCAGUACUGCUUUCUUGAUCAUCCUAUGCCAUAUAAAUAAAACGUUUAACAAAGAUGAAA
Dermacentor andersoni is the source of this 2476-nucleotide messenger RNA. RefSeq lists its product as uncharacterized. Gene Ontology annotation, biological process: regulation of canonical NF-kappaB signal transduction. Gene Ontology annotation, cellular component: plasma membrane signaling receptor complex; cytoplasmic side of plasma membrane. The record is from RefSeq and is a predicted model, not a curated record. Lineage: Eukaryota; Metazoa; Arthropoda; Arachnida; Ixodida; Ixodidae. Gene Ontology annotation, molecular function: tumor necrosis factor receptor binding.